Molecule: messenger RNA, 1323 nt
Organism: Staurois parvus
Lineage: Eukaryota; Metazoa; Chordata; Amphibia; Anura; Ranidae
Source: the annotation of a GenBank genome assembly
GAUGAAGACCUUGAUUAUGCAUUAUAUGAGGUUGGGGAAGGAUGUGAGACAACUGAACUUAUUCCAGGGAUUGACCUGUUUUCUGAUCGACAUAGAGCAGAUGUCAACAUUGUUGUCUCUAGUCUGGGUUUUCUCAUUUCAGAACUUCAUUCAUUUGCUCAAAAUCUCAUGGUUUUGCCAUUGCUUACUUUGUACCAGUAUUUUGCUUCUACAGUAUGCCGUGACCCUGUCAAAUGCGUGGAAGGAAGGCUUUUAAAGAUUAAAGCACUCACAGAUUUACAUCUAUUUGCUGAGGCACUUCAUGAACUUUUGCUACUUAGUAAUGGAGAACGAAUUCCCAGACGACCACAUGAAGGAUUCUGUCCUGCAAAGCCUUUGGUAAAUGUGAAAUUCUCACCCUCAAAGACCCUCCUUUACAAGGAAAACCUACAGGCUAUUGAAGAAGUUCUUAACAGAUCACCCAGCACACAUCUACUCUCUGUGUGUAAUCAAGCAGCUGUAAAUCAGCUAACACUGGCUAAAACACAUUUCCUUAUCAAGCUGGCUUCAACUAUUAAUGCUAUUCCUGAAGUGGUAAAGAAGGCUGAUGGAUUUGUGACUGAGGAAAGCACAAAGCAACAAGCAGACACCGCUGAAUCAAAAGAUGAGGAUAAUGCAUGUGUGCAAUUAGCUUCAAAACAAGACCUCACCCAAUCAAUGCUAAAGGAUAUUCUGUUAAAUGAGGCUGAAAAAAGACUGACAUCAGUUCUUCAGGAUAUUGAAAUGAAAUGCCAGAGCCAAUUCUCUGAGUGUUCUGCAGUGUACCUGGAGAUGGCAAUUCAGACACAACUUCAACUUUCUGAAAUAGAACAUCAGAGGCAUCAUACUGCAGUAAGUGUGGCCAUGGCAUUUUCUGCCCUGAAGAUACUUCAGGAAGCAAAGAUAUUAACAGAGAAAACUCAGAAUAAGAAUAUGUCUUCACCACGUAAUGGGUCCACUCCAAGGAAUGAUCAGAUCAGUAACCAAGCUGGCAUCCAGCCUGGUGUCUCAGAAGCCAGAGAGCGUCUUAACAUGCACAUGUGGCUGCAAUGUCGACUUGCACUUGUCAGAGCCCUUGUAAAGCAGAUACGGGGCACAGCAAUAAAAGACCAGGACAUGCUUGAUGGCUCAGCUCUAAUAACUGAGGGCAUUGUAGAGUCGGAAACACUCAAUGACUAUGAGAUGCAGGCUCAGUUCAUGCUACAAGCAGCUUUCCUUGAUAUUCAAGAGAGGCAUCCCAAACAAGGUGUUCAGCUUCUUCUACAGAGUAUAAUUCACUUGCUUCAAGAAAAGUGGUUCAUUUCU